AUGAGCUUUGAAGUCAGUCUCCAGCAGCUGAACGACCUGUUAACAGACGAGAGUGGUCUGUACAGCUGGCCCACCAAGCACUACCACGAAGUCUACCCGCGGAUCUACGUGGGCAACGCGUUUGUGGCGACUAACGUGCUGCGUCUGAAGCGUCUGGGCAUCACACACAUCCUGAAUGCGGCCGAGGGAAACUCCUUCAUGCAUGUCAACACUAACGCACAGUUCUACAGCGGCUCUGGCAUCACGUACCACGGCAUCCCGGCCAACGACACUGACCACUUCGAUCUCAGUGUCUUCUUUGAGGAGGCCGCAGACUUCAUCGCUAAAGCACUGGCCUAUAAAAAUGGGAAAGGAAAAGUGUAUGUGCACUGUCGUGAAGGCUACAGCCGCUCACCCACCCUGGUGAUCGCCUACCUGAUGCUGCGGCAGAACCUGGACGUGCACACAGCUCUGGCCAUGGUGCGCCACAAACGAGAGAUCGGCCCCAACGAUGGAUUUCUGCGCCAGCUAUGUGUCCUGAACCAGCGACUGGUGUCUGAGGGGCGCCUCUGCAACCAGUGA
Molecule: messenger RNA, 561 nt
Organism: Boleophthalmus pectinirostris (great blue-spotted mudskipper)
Lineage: Eukaryota; Metazoa; Chordata; Actinopteri; Gobiiformes; Gobiidae
Product: dual specificity protein phosphatase 3-like
Exons: 3
Coding region: 1-561 (186 amino acids)
Biological process (GO): negative regulation of MAPK cascade; protein dephosphorylation
Cellular component (GO): cytoplasm
Molecular function (GO): protein tyrosine/serine/threonine phosphatase activity; MAP kinase phosphatase activity
Source: RefSeq, a predicted model, not a curated record